AUGAAUGAUCUGGAUCAUGAUAAUAGGAUUGAUGGUACAGAGAUUUUGAAAGCUUUGACACACACGCACGAAGGAGAUACAGGCCCUGGCGUUCCUAUACAAAAUGAAGAUGACAUCGUUUCUAUGGUGGAUGCUGUGCUACAGGACAUGGAUUUUAAUGGAGAUGGAUAUAUUGACUAUGCUGAGUACUUGAAAAGACAAAACACAUAA
Molecule: messenger RNA, 210 nt
Organism: Cylicostephanus goldi
Lineage: Eukaryota; Metazoa; Nematoda; Chromadorea; Rhabditida; Strongylidae
Source: the annotation of a GenBank genome assembly